Electrophorus electricus (electric eel) is the source of this 829-nucleotide messenger RNA. RefSeq names its product hatching enzyme 1.2-like. Gene Ontology annotation, molecular function: zinc ion binding; metalloendopeptidase activity. The record is from RefSeq and is a predicted model, not a curated record. Gene Ontology annotation, biological process: proteolysis. NCBI's taxonomy places the organism in Eukaryota, Metazoa, Chordata, Actinopteri, Gymnotiformes, Gymnotidae.
ACAGCAUUCAGACACUGAGCUACAGUGAAGGCACAUCCAGAUCAUCUCCACACACUGAAGCAAAAUGGAGCCCAGAGCCUCUUUCUCCAUUCUAGCCCUGCUGCUGGGUCUCUCCCAGGCUCUCCCUACCACAGAACCUCAGCAUGUGGACAUCACAUCACGCAUUAUCACCAUCAACAACGGGUCCAGUGAAAUGCUGGUGGAGGGAGACAUACUUUUGCCAGAAACCAGGAAUUCUCUGGUCUGCCCCAGCAACAAAUGCUUUUGGAAGAAGUCCUCCAAUGGUUUAGUGCAGGUGCCUUAUGUUGUGAGCACUGAUUUCUCUUCUUUGGACAUGGAUGUAAUUAAGAAUGCCAUGGCAUCAUUCCGCAAGAAAACCUGCAUUCGUUUUGUUCCCAGAACAGUUGAACCUGACUACAUCAGCAUCAAAAGCCGAGAUGGGUGUUACUCAGCUGUGGGCAAAACAGGUGGUGCUCAGGUUCUCUCUCUCAACAGGAAUGGCUGUGUGUACCAUGGAAUCGUCGAGCACGAGCUGAACCAUGCACUCGGUUUCUACCACGAGCAUACCAGGAGCGACCGUGACAACUAUGUCAGGAUCAACUGGCAAAACAUUGACCCAGCAAUGCAGUCCAAUUUCAACAAGGAGAACACCAACAAUCUGAACACACCAUAUGACUACAGCUCUGUGAUGCACUAUGGAAACACUGCUUUCUCCAUCAACGGAAUGGACACCAUAACUCCUAUUCCUGAUGCAUUGGUGGCGAUUGGACAGAGAGUUGAACUGUCCACCAUCGAUGUUAAGAGGAUCAAGAUUCUGUACGAGUGCUAA